CACAUCCAAAAUGUGGAAUGACAUUGAGCUUUUAGCGAAUGAUGACACUGGUAGUUGCCGCCUCAAUAUUGAUUCACGACAGGAAAGUGGAACUGCUUUAUACCAAGUGGACACACUUCUCAAGAUCUCAUCGUCAGAGCAGGUGUUAUCCAGCCCCAAACUUUAUGCCUGCAAUUCAAGUGAAGGAUGUAUAGUUGUCGCAGACAGAUCUGUAUCACUUCUUGACAGUAUAUGUCAGUCUCUGCUUCUACAGCUACAGUUUGAUACUGAAGUAGAUGUUGUUGGCCUGUGCUGUGAAGGACAAUUUCUUUUAGUUGGUGAAAGAAAUGGCAAUAUUCACCUCAUUCAUGUACAAUCUAGGCAAAUACUAAUUACAAAGGCAUUGAUCCAGGGUGUUCCAAAACCCAAUUUUCAAACUUAUCAAAAGUUGUUGAUAGAAAGAGACACAUCUGAUGAAGGAGUGUAUAAUAUAUUUGUUCUGACAAAUGGAGGACUCUACUGCAUUAUGUACUUCCAUCUUGAGAGGAUUAAUAAGGCAAUUGAGACUAUGGAUGUUGGUUCCGCAAAAGAGUUGGAGGGGAAAAUAAAGACCUGCUUCAUCUCUACAGAAGAAUAUCACACAGAUGGCUGUUUGAAUUUGGUUAUUGGAGAUCUGACAAGUGACAUCCAUCUAAUUAUAGGGGGUAAAGGUGACUAUGUUCUCUCUAAAUGGAAGAUGGAUCCUGUCCAAAAGCACAUAGCUGUUCAAAAUCUUGAAGAUUCAAGUAUCAUAAGAGGAGCAAGAAAGUUUCAGGUGUUGGACAAUCUGCUUUUUGUUUUGGAUGAAGAUGAUAUUCUCAGUGUAUGGGAUGUUUAUACCCUCAUUUUGAUUUGGGACUGGCCAACCUGUCGUAUAUCAGAUUUUCUUCUAACUACAGAAGGAGAUUCUUCCUCUUCAGUUACAUGCCGAAGAGAUACAAACCUUAAACUGAUAGCGCUGACAUGUCCUAAUGAAAAACAGUUGAGAAGCCUUGCAGUUUAUUCCUUACCCACCAUGAAUCAUUUGUACUCCGUUGAAGUAUCUGAUGUAGCAACUCUUGUUCAAACUGGGAUCAGUAUGGAUACAAUAUACCUCUUGGAAGGAAUACGUGACAGCCAUGAAAGGUCACCGGACUCUCCUGUCUCAGUCCUUGCAUUGAGAUGCUUAACAGAAGCAUUACCUGAAAACAGGUUGAGUCGCUUACUGCAUAAGCAUAAAUUUGAGGAAGCAGAAAAGUUUGCUAUUCAGUUUGGGCUGGAUGUUGAGCUCGUUUAUAAAGUCAAACUGAAUAUUGUCUUAGAGAAAUUAGCAUCUGCAUCCAUUGGAAGCUAUGGCCAAAUCUUAUGGCAGGAGCUUGUGGAUGAAGCGAAACAGAAUCUACAUAAAAUAAAGGACGAUAAUUUUGUGGUGGAGUACUGUAUCAAUGCUCCAUGGCCAACAUAUGAAACAACUUUUGAUAUGCUAAACUAUGCCAAAACAAGGGUUCUGAAGAAAGAUGAGAAGACAUUGCCCGCAGUGUCAGAGGAGAUCUCGGUGUCCAUCACAGAUGUCCUGAAAGCCCAGGCUAGGCUAACUACAUUUUAUGGUGCAUUUGGUCCUGAGAAGUUCAGUGGCAUUGCUUGGAUAGAAUUCCUGAACAAUGAAGAUAUUUUAAAAGAUAUAUUUUAUCAAUUAGAAGAGCUGAACUUGCCAUGUGCACAGUAUCUGUGGCUGAGACAUCAGGCAGAAUUUGAAAGCAGUUUUAAUGAGAAGACACUAGAGAAUCUCCUUAAUAUGAUACCUGCAAACAUUCCUUCACAAGAAUUGUGUCUUUGGUUUAAGAAUGUCUUGAUUCCGUUUGUGAGGAGGGUUGUUCCUAAAGGACAGAAAAUUAUGGCAAAAUGGCUUGAACACAGAGCACGAGGCCUAGAGCUGACCGAUAAGGCUAACUGGCCAGAGAACGGGUACCAAAUGGCUGAAGUGUAUUUUGUAUCUAAGAAUCCUGCUGACCUUGGUAUAGCUUCUUCCUGGCUUUGGGUUCCGUUGAAAGAAGAUGGUGACUGUGAGGAAGUGCAUCAGUUAAUGAACCUUGUCACAAGUUUACAAGAGUUAGUGGACCUGUACAGGAAGUACAAUUGCAGACUUGCCCUGUCUGACUUUGAAAAGGAAACUACAACUACUAUUGUAUUUCGAAUGCUGGAUAAAGUUUUGGCCCCAGAGCUCAUUCCUUCAACUUUGGAAAAAGUAAUACGGCCAUAUAUGUAUCACCACAACCUUCAAGAGGAGGAACUUUUACUUCAGUACAUUAAGGAUUUGCUGGAGCGCUGCAGUUCCCGAUCUGCAUCUUUGUUUGAAACUGCCUGGGAAGCAAAAGCAAUGGCUGUACUAAGCUGCAUGUCAGACACAGAUCUAAUAUUCGAUGCAGUGCUCCAAAUCAUGUAUGGUGCUGUUGUUCCCUGGAGUGACACAGUGGAGCAGCUGGUGAAACAACAUUUGGAAAUGGAUCACCCCAAGGUGAAAUUACUGCAAGAAAGUUACAGACUCAUGGAGAUGAACAAGCUUCUACGUGGUUAUGGAAUAAGAGGCUUUAACUUUGCAAACGACAAACAGAUAAUGGGUCUUGCAAAAUAUAUUCUCAAACAAGAUUCACCUUCGUCUUUAGAAGAUGCCUUAAAGAUUGUCCAGGCGUAUAUGCUGCCAACUGUAGAGGUGUACAUUUUUCGGAUGGUGCAGUUGAUUUACAUGAACAGGGGAGAGGAAUGUCUGAACCUUCUGAAGUCUCUUUCUCCCGCUGAAACAGAUGUAACAGUUGAAAGACUUUCCUUAUGGGCAAGAAUAGCCUUACAAGAGAGUCCGGGCAAUGCUGAAGAGUGCAAAGAAGUUCAGAAGUUAAUAGCAAAAGCUCUUGUUGAGAUUUUAAAGUUCCAACUGUGUGUACACAGAGGUAGUCUUCUGAAGAGGGAAAUUUUUGAAACCAAUUUACAGAUGUUUGAGGCAAUCUCUAGUUUACAGGAGGAUUUUGACAUUUUCCUUUCACUAGAAGAAUAUGAAAAUCGGUCGUUGAUGUCCCAACUCAGAGAUGAACACAUUAGAGCCUAUGAGAGUACAAGAUCAAAAUCUAAAUCAGAGAAGACAACUGAGCAAGCCACAGCCAUUGAUGAGAAUGCAAAAACCCCAUCCACUGAGUCCCGGCUGUAUCGGCUGGCAUUGCUUCUGCAGGUUACAGAGCAGGAGCUGGGAGCAGAACUGGCCUUAAGGGCUUUGGGACAAGGAAAAGUUGAGAAAUCACUGCAGAUAUGCAGAGAUCUGUACGAACAUCAUUGCAAUCCUCAAACGGGCCAUUUAGUGUAUUUAGUGUCCCAAAAACUGUGUCAGAUGCUGGAAGCAAACACGCCAAUGGUGAUUCCUCCAGGAAUGAACCUGCCAGCUGUAAUCUAUCAACUGUCUUGCCAGGCCUCAACAAUAUGCAGUCCAGACCUUUUGCUAGAUGCCUUGGAAUUGUGUAAAUAUACACAAGUGGCAAUGGAGUUUUACAGACAAUGCCAGAUCGAAGACUAUGGCUUUAUAACAAAAAGUGCUACUUUUGGAGCAGAUAGAGACCAGUAUGAAGAGUGGACCUAUGAUGAUUUCUUCAGUGAAGAUGGCAUUGUUCUUGAUCCACUUAUUGUUUUACCUGUGACCUAUGACAUAACAACUGCUGUGGUGCCAAGCACUGCCGGUAGAAAAAUGUACCCUUUGGAUUGUGCAAGUCUGGCAAACUCCCCCUUCAUCAAAGGGCAAAAUUUACUUCUUCCUGCCAAAACUCCGAUAACGGCAUUGUUGGAAAAUCUGCAGGAAUGUAGCCAAUGUGAGCUUACCUUAAACCUGGUGGUAAAAGCCUUUGGAACAUGUCUCCAACAUGGUGUGUCAAACAACAUGGAUAAUUCUUUGAGUUUAAAGUUACAUGAUGAAAAAUUGCUAGUGGAAAUCAAAACAUUUAUUUCUGCAUUUGGAGAAAAGACAGUAACUCUAAUUAAGAGUACGGCAAUGGCUUUACUGCACAAGGUUUUUAAUUGUCGUAUUGUGGAUUGUGAUCUGGCAUUGGGUUACUGCACACUACUUUCCAAAGAGGAAGUAUUUGAAAAGCUUUGGGAUAUUAUAAGCAACACUUGGCAAAAUUACAACAAGGUCAUGGCUGUUGCUGUGGUUGGAGCACAACUUGCCCUUCUGUAUCAUGAAGAUGAAGAAAGGAAGAAGUUCCAAGAACUGAUUACUGAUGCUGAGUGGGGUAUUCGACUUGGAAAUUUUGGAGUAUCCUUCCAGUCGGUCUUUAGACAGAGUUCCGAGAAGAAGAAAGAGCUACUUAGCACAUUAGUUCAAAACUCAAACGUGGACACAGCGCUCAUUUUGAAGUACUGCAGCACAUUUAUGCUGGAUUGUGAUGCUGCCCUCCAGCUUUACAUUGAAACCCUACUGUUGUCUGGUUCAAACCUCAAGCGUGGUGAUGGUGAUUUUACCCUGGACUCCAACCAGUGCUUUAGCACUGAACUAGUAUUGAAGGCAAAACAAAUCAUUCCUCUGUUACAGUGCACCCAAGACUUGGUUGUUAGUCUCAGUGCAAUACUGCACAAGCUGGAUCCAUAUGAUUAUGAAACAAUUGAAGGAGUCUUACAAGUUGUAUUCGCAGCAGAUGAGAAGAACACCAAUAUUCAGCUGAACCAGGCUUUAGGUCUAAUUAAUCAUCUAAAAUCUUACAAGAGGAUCUCCCCUCCUGUUGAUUUGGAACACCAGUACAUAUUGGAACAUGGAAUUGCAAUGUCAAGUCACGCUCAGACAAGACUGCCCUUUCAUUUGCUCUUCUUUUCAACCGCAUCAAGCUUUUGGGGAAUUAUAUCUGCAGAGCUAAGUGAGGAAUCGUUCCCUACUCUUCUGUUAAUUUCGAAGUUAAUGAAGGUUUCUUUGGAUACUUUGUACAUGACAGCAGUCAAGCAUAUUUUUGAGAAGCAGUUAAGACCUAAAGCACUGAAGAUGAAAAAAAAUGAAUGUGCCUCAAUUUUAACCAAGGAAACCGCUAAAACGGUUAUGAUCAUCCAGUCUUACUUACAGUCCAUCAGUAAUCCAGAGUGGGCCGCAGCAAUUGCUCACAGGAUUGCUCAAGAGCUCCCAACCGGUCCUGAUAAGAUCCACGCACUAAAAUUUUGUCUCUGCUUGGCUGAAAAGUGGAAAAAUAAUAUAUCCCCUAAGGAAGAAGCCUAUGAAAGAGCUGAAGUGUUAAUAAAAAAACUUAGUGUGCAAUAUCAACGAUCAGCAACAGAGAACAUUCUGAUUACGCACAAGCUGGAUACGACAGAGUUCCUGAAACUGAUUGGAAAGCCUGCUAAUCUCAUCGUAUCUCUCUACGAGCACAGCAGUGUUGAGAAAAGAAUACGGAUUCCUACAGGCAGAGAUUAUCCAGAUAUUCACUCAGCAGCAAAGCAAAUAUCUGAUGUAAACAACAUGAAUAUGAGCAAAAUCCAAAAUGUUCUUCUGGAGAAGUGGCUCUGUCCUGUCGCUUUGCCCCAAGCUGAUAAAAACAAAGAUGCCUUUGGGGAUGUUCAAGGCGACGAAGACCUCAGAAGAGUCAUAUACCUCCUUCAGCCAUACCCAGUAGACCACAGUUCAAGAAUUUUGUAUGCAGUUGCAACAUCUGCUACAUCUCCCAUUGGGGACAACCAAUUAACAUUUGCUCACAGAAGUCGAGCCCUUCAGUGUCUUAUCCAUUUAGCCGAUACUGAUACAGUGGUGUCUCUCGUCAAAAAACCCAUUGACCAAGUAAAGUAUUAUCUUAAGUGCUGCAUCUAUCUAUCAGAGUUUGAAAUCUUGAACAUUCCCUAUACCCUUGAAUCAUUUCACAGCAGUCCAAAAGAAGGAAUGAUUAAAGGGUUGUGGAAAAACCACAGUCAUGAACCCAGGGCUGUACGCUUAGUGACAGAACUCAGUUUAGAAUACCAUGUUUAUGAUCCUCAACUUUGGAGUGGAUUACUGCAAAAAUUACUUGGAUUUAACAUGAUGAAUUACCUAAGAAAGGUUUUAGCUGCAAUUACUGGUGUGCAGUGCCUUUGGGAGAUACAGAACUUCAGCAGAGCAUGGCGCACAGUAAUUUUGGCUCCAUUCAUAUCUGCUUCAUGCCCACCCAGCCCUUCCCAGGUUGAAGAAUGUUACCAGGGUUUUCUGCUUCUCCUUAAAUGUCCAGUGUUAGCGGAUCUGGAUCUUGUUGGUAUUGCCAAGCAGUAUGCACAAGUGGAUCUUCCGGCCUUUACUUUGGGGUGCCUUUUGUUAAUCCCGCAUGUGCAGAAAAGAGAGCAACAAAUUCAGGGCUUCCUGUCUUCGUGUAAAUCAGAGACUGUUUUACAGCAAGUAACUGAGUACAUGAGCACAGGUGAAGUGGCAGGCUUUGCUUCUCAGAUUAAAGAUCUAAUAUUGGACAACAUAGUAGAAAGGAAGCAGUUUGAAAAGAUUGUAAAGACCAAACAUUUUAAUUUAUUGAAACUGCACUUAUUCCGAUCCAACAGAGUAAGAGAAUUGGCAGAUUAUUUUGUACACAGGAACUGCCUUGAUGAUGCAGCUGAAAUUGUAACAGAAUAUCUCAAGAGCUGUGGAAAACCUUUCCCAAGAAACUCGACUUCUCUUGACAUUGUACAGGCAUUUUUAAGUGGACAUGCAUAGGUAAUCUGAACAUAAAAACAAAAUCCUGGAGUCUUCCUGUGGCAAGAUCGUCCAAAUGUUAAUACAUAAAAUUUACUUGGGUUGUAGGGGGUUAUGUAUGAGAAUUUAUGGUGCAAACUGGAAAAUGAUAACUCUCUUUUACUCUAUUGCAUUAGUUGCCAUGAUGCCAUGACCUCAUGACCUUUUCCCACUUUGUCCCAUGAUUUUUUCUUUUAACCCCUAUUGUUUCACACUCUGUUUGCACACGUUUCUUUAGUUUUGUAACUGUUAAAGCCACAUUUACCCAAACAUAUUUUGCUUGACAAUGAGAUUGCAUAAUAUGUUUAACAUUGUAUCAUAUUAAUGUAUUUUCCAUGUGUAUAAAAUAAAAGAAUAAUUGCAA
Spea bombifrons (plains spadefoot toad) is the source of this 7064-nucleotide messenger RNA. It is a transcript of the gene KNTC1, whose product is annotated as kinetochore associated 1. Bases 11 to 6682 code for a protein of 2223 amino acids. Gene Ontology annotation, biological process: mitotic spindle assembly checkpoint signaling; mitotic sister chromatid segregation; protein localization to kinetochore involved in kinetochore assembly. Gene Ontology annotation, molecular function: small GTPase binding. The transcript has 63 exons. Gene Ontology annotation, cellular component: kinetochore microtubule; cytoplasm; RZZ complex. The record is from RefSeq and is a predicted model, not a curated record. Lineage: Eukaryota; Metazoa; Chordata; Amphibia; Anura; Pelobatidae.